This is a messenger RNA of Prunus armeniaca (apricot), 4182 nucleotides long. Lineage: Eukaryota; Viridiplantae; Streptophyta; Magnoliopsida; Rosales; Rosaceae. The record is from the annotation of a GenBank genome assembly.
AUGGGUGACAGGACAUCCAUUGAAGCCCCCUCCUCAAGAACUUGGAAGUACCAAGUGUUUUUGAGCUUUAGAGGUGAAGACACACGCAAGGGCUUCACAGGCCACCUCCACGCCGCAUUAUCUGAUGCCGGAAUCCGCGCCUUUCUUGACGACAACGAGCUAGAAAGAGCGGAAUUUAUAAAAAACCAACUGGAGCAGGCAAUCCACGGGUCCAUGAUCUCGAUAAUUGUCUUCUCAAAGCGGUAUGCCGAUUCCAGUUGGUGUCUUGAUGAGCUGGUGAAGAUCAUGGAGUGUAGAGAGAGAUUGGGGCAAAAGGUUAUUCCAUUGUUCUAUAAUGUUGAUCCUUCAGAUGUCCGGAAACAGACUGGUAGUUUUGCACAAGCAUUUGAGAAACAUGAAGCGGGCAUCUGUGAAGGUAAACAUGAGAAAGAAAAGGUACAGCGGUGGAGAAAUGCUCUCACUCAAGCUGCAAAUUUGUCUGGGGAAGAUCUUAAAAAUGCUGACAAUGGGCAUGAAGCAAAGUUUAUCAACAAAAUUCUUGGGGUGGUUAAUAAGCAGUUGUACAACAAAUACCGAUUAGACAUCAAACACCCUGUUGGAAUUACUUCUCGGGUGAAGGUUUUGAGUAAUUACUUAGAUAUUGAAAAUUCAGGUUCUAAGGAUGUUGUUCGCAUGAUCGGUAUUUGGGGGAUGGGCGGCAUUGGGAAAACAACGCUUGCCAAAGCCAUUUAUAACGAAUUUGAAGGUAGCUUUGAAGGUAGGAGUUUCCUUGAAAACGUGAGGGAAGUAAUUGCAAACCAACCAAUGGGUCUGGUUCGUUUGCAAAGACAACUUCUAAAUGAUAUCUUGAAAAGCAAGGGCCCCAAAAAGGUUGACUCUGUUCCUAAAGGGAUCGAGAUGAUAAGAAAAAGACUUCCCUGUAAAAGAGCACUUGUCAUAAUUGACGAUGCAGAUGAUCUACACCAACUAGAAGCAAUUGCUGGAGCGCGUGAUUGGUUUGGCCCUGGAAGUAGAAUUGUUAUAACAACAAGAAAUAAACAUUUGCUAGAGCAAGUUGGAGUGGAUAGCACAUGUAUCGCUGAAAAAAUGGAUGAGGAAGAAGCUCUAGAGUUCUUUAGUUGGCAUGCCUUCAAAAGAGGUUAUCCUAAUCAAGAAUACCUUGACCUCUCAAAACGUGUAAUUCGUUACUGUCAAGGCUUGCCACUAGCACUUCGAGUUGUUGGGUCUUUUCUGAUUAGAAGAUCCAUAGCGGGGUGGGAAAGCCAUUUGGAGAAAUUGCAAAGAAGUCCUGAUGGAGAUAUUCAAAAAAUACUCAGAAUAAGUUAUGACGGGCUACCUGACCAUACAACGAGAAAGAUAUUCCUUGAUAUAUCUUGUUUCUUUAUUGGAAUGGACAAGGACUAUGUUACACAAAUAUUAGAUGGAUGUGGCUUUUAUGCAACGAUAGGAAUCAGUGUCCUCAUCGAACGGUGCCUUGUAACUGUUAGUGAGCAAAACAAGCUGAUGAUACAUGAUUUGCUUCGAGACAUGGGAAGAGAGAUCGUUUGUAAAAAUGCAGAUGGUCACCCUGAAAAUUUUAGUAGAUUGUGGAAACGUGAAGACGUAACAGAUGUAUUGAGCGAUGAAUCUGGAACUAAAAAAAUUGAAGGAGUUGCUCUAGAUUCGGAUCUAGAUUUGACUAGAUUCAGUGCACAAGCAUUUACCAACAUGAAAAAACUGAGGUUACUCCACCUCAGCAAAGUAGAGCUCACUGGAGAGUUCAAAGAUUUUCCCAAAAAUUUAAUGUGGUUGAGGUGGCAUUAUUUUCCUUUAGAGUCCAUGCCAGAUGACUUUCCUAUGCAACCAAAACUAGUUGGUUUAGACCUGCGGCAUAGCAAACUCAAAAUAGUUUGGAAGGAUUGCAAGUUGCAUCAGAAUUUGAAAAUCCUUAAUCUCAGUGGUUCCCUUCGGCUAACAAAAUCACCAGACUUUUCAAAACUCCCAAAUCUCGAGGAAUUGAUAUUGCAACACUGUGUGAGUUUGUCUGAGGUUCACUCAUCCAUCGGGGAUCUUGGAAGACUUGUUUUGGUAAAUCUUCAAGGCUGCGAAACGCUAAGGGAUCUCCCACUGAAUUUCUAUAAAUCCAAGUCUAUCGAAACUCUUAUACUGAAUGGCUGUUGGAGUUUUAAAAAUUUGGCUGAGGGCUUAGGGGACAUGGUAUCAUUGACAACUCUGAAAGCGGAUUACACAGCCAUCAGACAAAUUCCAUCUUCCAUAUUAAAAUUGGAGAAACUGAAAGUUUUAUCUUUAUGCGAUGUGAAAGGGUCGCCAUCAACAAAUCUUUUGCCUCCUUCAUUGCAAAGUUUAAGCUCUUUAAGAAAAUUAGAUCUUGCAAACUGGAGUUUAACUGAUGAUGCAGUACCCAAGGAUCUCGGUAGCCUAAUUUCCUUAGAAAAUUUAGAUCUUGCAGGAAAUGAUUUUUGCAGCCUACCAAGCCUCAGUCGUCUUUCAAAGCUUCAUGAUUUGUCUUUGAAUAAGUGCAAAACUCUUCGUGCAAUCCCAGAUUUACCAACAAAUUUGAAAGUCUUACGAGCAGAUGGCUGCGUUGAAUUGGAAAAAAUGCCAGAUUUUUCAGAAAUGUCAAAUAUAAGAGAAUUGUAUCUAAGAGAUUCGUGCAAACUCACUGAGAUUCCAGGCUUGGAUAAGUCAUUAAACUCCAUGACAAGGAUUCAUAUGGAAAACUGCACUAAACUCACUGCCGAUUUUAGGAAGAACAUCCUACAGGGCUGGACUUCUUGCGGAUAUGGUGGCAUUGUUAUCAGUGGAAAUGAUAUUCCUGAUUGGUUCGACUAUGUCCAUGACGAUGAUUUUGUGUAUUUCACUGUGCCUCCAAGUGGUGAUCGUAUUUUGAAAGGGUUAACUUUGUCCUUCGUUUGCUCUUCCGAAUUAUACGGUUGUCGUAUUAGCAUUAAAAACAUAACCAAGGGUACUAAGCUUGACCCCUGCAUCAUACCCCAUUGUCGAACUACGAAUUAUCUUUGGCAGGGACAGUUAUCAAAUGACGAGCUCAAAUUGCAAGAUGGUGAUAAAGUCUUGAUUGAAAUAAUAGUGGUGGAAGAUGAAUCGGUGAAGAAAACAGGUGUAAGUCUGGUAUGGGACAAAUUUAUGAACGAAAAUAUGAUUGAUUACCAUGUGUAUGAACGACGCCCAUUUCAAAAUCUGGGCGAAAAAAAUGACUUCAUUCAUCUCAUAUGUGAAGAUCACAUAACAGAAUCACCAGACUUUUCAAAAUGGCCAGAUCUCGAGAGGAUGAUAGUGAAAGGUUUUAUAAGGUUCACUCAUCCAUCGGGGAUAGACUUUUUGUUUGGUUUUCAUAACUUGGCUGAUGGCUUAGGGGACAUGGUAUCAUUGACAAUUUUGGAAGCAGAUAAGACAGCCAUCAGCCAAAUUCCAUCUUCCAUAGUAAAAUUGAAGAAGUUGAGAAUUUUAUCUCUAUCUGGCUGCUGCUUGUCAACUGAGGAUGCAAUCCCUAAGGAUCUAUGUAGCCUAAUUUCCUUAGAACAUCUGCUUCUUGGAGACAAUAACUUUUGUAGCCUACCAAGUCUCGCUGGUCUUUCAAAGCUCAAAGUCUUGUCUUUAAAUGCAUGCAGAGAACUUCGUGCAAUCCCAGAUUUACCAACCAAUUUAUGGACUUGCGGAUUUGGUGGAAUUUAUUUGAAUGGAAUUUAUGGUAUUCCUGAGUGGUUCAAAUUCGUCAAUGAUGUGGACAAUUUCGUCUUCUUUAAAGUUCCUCAAAGAAUCAUGGGUCGUGAUUUAAAAGGGUUGACUAUUUGCUUCGUUUACACAAGAAGGUCUUAUGGUGAUUAUCCGGGAUUUGAAGAUUCUCAAGGUCUUAUUGGCAUUAUCGUUAGAAAUUUUACCAAACAAACUGCUUUGCGCACUUGGAUAGCAUUUGACUCGGUAGAAACUUGCAGUAAACCUGAAGACGAUUAUCUUUGGCAGGGACAAUUGUCAAACGAUGUGCUCUGUUUGCAAGGCGGGGACCGAGUCUGCAUUCUUGUAAGGCCUGAUGAUGUUGAUUUUGUGAGAGUGAAGAAGACAAGGUUUCAUCUAGAAUGGGACAAAGUCAUGAAGGAAAUAUGGAUAAUCCGGAUCCUCAUUUGUAUGAUUUGGAAACAAAUCGAGACUUUUGAGGGGAGUUGA